CUGCCGCCAAGAGAGGAGGAGGAGGAGGAGGAGGAGGAGGAGGAGGAGAGAAGUGAGGCUGGAGGAAGCAGAAAGAGAAGAGAAGGAGAGAGAGAGCUGGACCGACCUGAGGCUGCUGUCCUCUCGUCAGUGAUGCCCUGAAGACGCUCCACCGGCUGCUUCCUCUCUGCUCCUGAAAAACUUUCCGUCCGUUUCCACGAUGAGGAGAGACCGCCUCUUCCUGGCCGGGACCCUCACUGCCCUCUUCUCCGCCGACCUCUACUUCAUCCUGCUGCCCAAGCUGCGGGGCGCGGGCCGGACGGCGGGCCGCCCCUGCCCCUGCGGCCGGGGCGACGCGUCGCUGCCCGGGCUCGGCGGCCUCGCCACGCCGCGCCUGUCCAACUGGACCGCGCCCCCGCCGAGCGGGGCGGCGCCCGGGCCGACCGACGGCGGCUCCAAGCUGGAGCGGCUCUUCUCGCAUCCGCUGUACAACAUCGAGACGCCGGCGCUGAGGCCGGAGGAGAGGCUGCUGCAGGCGGAGCAGCUGAUCGAGUACUACAGGAAGAAGGUGUCCCGCUGGGAAAGACACAUGAAGAUGUACAGCGUGGCGGCGGCCGUGUCCAACGUCAGCGUGGCCCAGCACGACGUGACCUACGACCCCCAAGCCAGCUGGCUGAAGUUCCACCUGGGGAUCAGCCGCUACGCCCUGUACAGCCGGGACGACCCCGCCGUGCUGCAGCUGCUCCGGGACAUGCAGAGCAUGGCGGUGGUCAGCGCAGAUUACACUCAGGAUGAAAAAGCCCUGAAAGGAGCUUGUGACUGCACCCAAGUGGUGAAGCCCAGCGGACAUCACCUGAAACUGGCCCUGAAGAUGCGCAACUUCGCAAAAGCCAUGUUCAAACCCAUGAGGCAGCAGAGAGACGACCAGACUCCAGAGGACGUCUUCUACUUCGUUGACUUCCAGCGGCACAACGCAGAGAUCGCCGCCUUCCACCUGGACAGGGUCCUGGACUUCCGGAGGGUCCCGCCUGUGGCUGGCCGGCUGCUCAACAUCACAGAGGAAGUCCUGCAGGUCACCCUCAACGAAGACCUGCGCUCCGUCUUCUUCACCUCCCCAGCAAACAACACCUGCUUCUUCGCCAAGUGCCUGUACGUGUGCAAGACGGAGUACGCGGUGUGCGGCAGCCCCGACCUGCUGGAGGGCUCGCUGUCGGCCUACCUGCCCGGCCUCAGCAUCGCCCCGCGGGUCUCCAUCGCCAGCCCCUUCACGCGCUCCUACACCUUCGCCGGACGAGAGGAGUGGGAGGUCAACCCGUUUUACUGCGACACGCUGAAACAGAUGUACCCCUACAACUCUGGAAACAGGCUGCUCAACAUCAUAGACAUGUCCGUCUUCGACUUCCUCACAGGGAACAUGGACAGACACCACUAUGAGAUUUUCACCAGGUUUGGGGACGAAGGCUUCCUGCUGCACCUGGACAACGCCCGAGGGUUCGGGAAACACUCGCAUGACGAGAUGUCCAUCCUGGCGCCACUGACUCAGUGCUGCUUGAUCAAGCGCUCCACGCUGCUCAGGCUGCAGCUCCUGGCCCGGCCGGCGUUCCGGCUCAGCGACGUGAUGCGGGAGUCGCUGCAGGCCGACCCCCUGCGGCCCAUCCUGACCGAGCCCCACCUGCUGGCGCUGGACCGCCGGCUGCAGAAGGUGCUGCGCGCCGUGCAGCGCUGCGUCCGCCGGCUGGGCGAGGCCGAGGUGGUCACCCGGGAUUUCGUCAAGGUCACGGCCGGCCCUCAGACCGCCACAGCGCCGGGCCGGGCCAGGUAACGGGAGAGGAGACGCCGGCGCCGGCAGACUCACGUUUCAAGGAAGAAGCCAUUAAUUUAAAAAGCUGUGACAUCUUCAGAGGAGCUGGAGGAACCUGAGGCCUCGGGACCACAGGCCUGCAGCUUCGUCUUCUUCCUGCUGGAUGUUUCACCCGAGAACUUCUCCUCUAUCUGAGCACAUAAAUCUUAGGAUGUCACCGAACUUCAGCGGAUACUUGAAACCUUUGGCGUUCUGAAGAAACUCCAAAGAAAAAAAAAAAAAAACAAGAUGGGUGUCGGUGUGAUUAUGAAAUAAAACUAUUCUAAGUGCUGACGCUGCCGGUCUUUAAGUGAUGAACUAAAACACACAGGGAGGGCGUGAGUGAGACAGAAAAGUGCUACCUCCCAAACAGCCAUUAGGUCUGCUCCACCCCGCGCUCCAGACUCGUAAUCCUCCGUCUCAUCGGGGAGUUUUAGCAGCUUUACUGCUCGUCUGUCAGCUCCUAACAGGCCGAGACGGAAAACACUCCGAACCUGAAGCAACCAGCCGGUGAGCAGCGAACCAGAGGGCCGUGUUAAUCCUGAACCAAGUCCAGGAUUCAUUUAA
This is a messenger RNA of Salarias fasciatus (jewelled blenny), 2386 nucleotides long. It is a transcript of the gene fam20a, whose product is annotated as FAM20A golgi associated secretory pathway pseudokinase. Gene Ontology annotation, cellular component: Golgi apparatus. The transcript is spliced from 11 exons. Gene Ontology annotation, biological process: enamel mineralization. Lineage: Eukaryota; Metazoa; Chordata; Actinopteri; Blenniiformes; Blenniidae. The coding region runs from base 200 to 1801 and encodes 533 amino acids. The record is from RefSeq and is a predicted model, not a curated record. Gene Ontology annotation, molecular function: protein serine/threonine kinase activator activity.